AUGAAUGAAAAGACACAAUUAGUAGAAAUAGUAAAAUUAUCAACAUUAGCAAGUGCUGAAAGAGCAUCAAUCAAUUUCAAAUAUAAUAAUCUUGAAACAUAUUCAAUUUUUUGGCUAGAUCGUUUAGUAAACGAAGCAAAAGAAUAUGUUGACGCUCAACAACGACUUCGUGCAUCUAUCAAUUACAUAAAAACAUUUAAGAAUAUUGAAGACUGCGAGGAAUUUAUUCAUUAUGUACCUCAACAAGAUCGAAUUAUUUUAAUUAUCAACAGUCAAUUAGGUCAAGAACUGAUACCACGUAUUCAUUCACUUCGGCAAAUAUUUUCAAUUUAUAUUUAUAACAAUGAUAAUAAACGAGGUGGCCAUUGGACUAAAGAAUUUAAAAAGGUCAAAGCAUCAUGCUCACAAUUAGAUGUUUUAGUUGCUCAAAUUAAAUCGGAUCGAGCUCGAAGAAGUCAUAGUAAGAUAGAUGAACCAUUAGCAUUAAAUAUAUUCGAUACUAAUCUUACUUAUCAACUUAAUAAUCAAUUUAUUCGUUCACAUUUACUUCUUGAUUGUCUAUUUCGAAUGAAAGAUUCUUCAUCUGACAUGGAGAGAUUUAUUUAUUUAUGUGAAGAAGAAUACAAAGAUAAUAAAUCAGAAUUGGCAGUUAUUCGUGAAUUUCAACAAAAUUAUUCAUCUGCGCGUACUUUACGAUGGUAUACACGACAAUCGUUUCUUUUUAGAAUCUUAAGUAAAGCUUUACGAGUGCAAAAUGUUGAUGUACUUUUUCUAUUACGUUUCUUUAUUUUUGAUAUUCAACAACAACUUACAAAAAAUCAAUGUGCACAACCUAUUCGUGUUUAUCGUGCUCAAUUGAUAACACACGAUGAAUUACAAGUAUUUAAACGUGCAAUUGGUGGUUUUAUUAUGAUAAAUACAUUUCUUUCGACUACGAUUGAUCGAGAAGCAUCAUUAGCAUUUCUUGAUAGUAUGGAUAAUUCUGAUGAAUUCGAAAUGCAGAGAGUAUUAUUUGAAAUUGAUGCUGAUCCUCGUCUUGAAGAUAUAAAACCAUUUGCUAAUAUUAUUUGGCUUAGUUAUUGUUUUGGUCAGCAAGAAAUCUUAAUGAUGGUUGGUUCAAUUUUUCAAAUUACAGAAAUUCAACAUGACGAAAGUCAACUAUGUAUUAUUCGAUUGGUUUUAUGCACUGAACAUAAUAGUGAUUUAAAGAAUGCUUUAAAAUAUCUUUCAAGAGAAAAUGAUGGUAAAGAAAUGGAUCUUUUUACAUUCGGUCAAAUCCUACGUGAAAUGAGAAGUCUUGAUGAUGCAAAAAAAUUUUAUCUUCGUUUACUUGAUGAUCUACCCACUGACGAUCAAGAUCUUGCUGCUUGUUAUCGUGCGCUUGGUCAUGUUGCUGCUGAUAAAGGUGAUUGUGAUUUAAGUCUUGAAUGGUAUGAAAAAUUACAUGAAUUAUUAUCACGAACAUUGCCAUCUGAUGAUGUUCGUAUUGCCGACAGUCAUAAUAUUAUUGGCAAUAUUUAUCGAAAAAAAGAUGAUUUAAAACAUGCACUCGAUUCAUACAACAAAGCAUUGGCUAUAUAUAAACAGGUGUACGAUGAUAAUCAUUUAGUUAUAGCAGAAUGUUUGGAUAAGAUUGGUGGUGUAUUUGAGAAAGAAAAAAAAUUUUUUCAAGCACUUAAUUAUUAUGAAAAAUCGUUGGGUAUAUGUCAAAAAUCUCUUCCAGCUGAUCAUCCAGAUUUAGGAGCAGCACAUAGCAAAGUUGCUCAUAUUCGUCUAUUACUCUGUCAUUAUUACUUAGCAUUGGGUCAUUAUAAUAUUUCACUUAAAAUUAAAUUAAAUUCUCUUCCACCUGAACAUUUGGAUAUUGCAUUAGAUUAUCGUGGGAUGGGUGAUACCUAUAAAGCUAGAGGUGAAUUAACUCAAUCAUUAGCAUAUUAUGAAAAAGCAGCUGAAAUUUAUCGUAAUCAACUACCUGCUACACAUCCUGACGUGGUUGAUAUAGAGCGAACUAUUCGAUUUCUUACUGCUCCACAUAAAUAA
Rotaria socialis is the source of this 2040-nucleotide messenger RNA. NCBI's taxonomy places the organism in Eukaryota, Metazoa, Rotifera, Eurotatoria, Philodinida, Philodinidae. The record is from the annotation of a GenBank genome assembly.